UCAAGCAAGCAAAAUACCAGCGAGAGAGGGAGAGAGAGAUGCAGAAGAGGGAGCAGAGCAAGUUAGGUGGAGUGGGUGGCGGGGCCUCGGCACCGCCGGCGAAAAGAGGCCGCCCAUUCGGAAGCGGCGGGAAUAGCGCCGCAGCUGCGGCUGCCGCCGCCGCCGAAACGGCAGCUCCGUCGACUCUCCUCGGUCCUUCCCUCCACGUCCACAGUUCCUUCGCCGAUCAGAACAAUAAAAGGAUAGUUUUGGCUCUUCAGAGUGGGCUGAAGAGUGAGUUGACAUGGGCAUUGAACACUCUCACAUUACUCUCUUUCAAAGAAAAAGAUGACAUGCGCAAAGACACAACCCCUCUUGCAAAGAUUCCUGGCUUGCUUGAUGCUCUCCUCAGUGUUAUUGAUGAUUGGCGUGAUAUAGCCCUUCCGAAGGAACACGUAAAGGCCCCGAGAGUCAGAAAUUUGGGUGCAAAUUUGCUUGUAACUGGGUUUGGAAAUGAGUACGAGGCAUUAGGUUCAAAUGGCACUCUCCCACUUCCUGGCUUGGGAUCCAGUUCUCAAGAAGCAUCGGUGCUGAGUAAUGUGACCAAACUUCGUUCUUCUUCAGAGUGGUGGCUUGAUGAAGAUGGUCUGUUUAAUCUAGAUGAAGAAGGUCGAGCAGAAAGACAGCAGUGUGCUGUUGCUGCUUCCAAUAUCAUUCGCAACUUCUCUUUCAUGCCAGAUAAUGAAGUCAUUAUGGCCCAGCAUCGCCAUUGUCUGGAAACAGUGUUCCAGUGCAUAGAAGAUUACCUUACAGAGGAUGAGGAACUUGUGACAAAUGCUCUUGAGACAAUUGUAAAUUUGGCUCCGUUGCUUGAUCUUGGAAUUUUCAGCUCAUCAAAGCCAUCCUACAUCAAGAUAACAGGAAAACGAGCAGUUCAAGCUAUCAUGGGGAUGCUGGGAUCUGUAGUCAAAACCUGGCAUUGUGCUGCAGCUGAGUUACUCGGGCGUCUGAUCAUAAACCCUGAUAAUGAACCUUUCCUUCUUCCCUUUGUUCCACAGAUACAUAAGCGAUUGGUUGAUCUUAUGAGCUUACCAUCAGUAGAUGCACAAACAGCACAUGGGGCACAAGCGGCUGCAGUUGGCGCACUCUACAACCUCGCUGAAGUUAAUAUGGACUGCAGGCUAAAACUAGCUAGUGAGCGAUGGGCAAUUGAUAGACUGUUAAAAGUUAUCAAGGCACCCCAUCCAGUUCCUGAAGUUUGCAGGAAAGCUGCUAUGAUAUUGGAAAGUCUUGUGUCUGAGCCACAAAACCGAGCCUUGCUGCUAGCUUAUGAGAAUGCAUUUGCUGAAAUACUAUUCUCAGAUGCCAGGUAUUCCGAUACCUUUGCCAGGAUUUUGUACGAACUGACGUCUAGACCAAACAACAAAGUGGCAGCGGCCCGUGGUGUUUGGGGAAUGUAACCAAAUAUUGUAUCCUCCGGUGAUUUGCCUCUUUAUAAAGUUAUUGGAUUGAUCCUCUGCUAACAAGUCUAUGAUCUAAUCUAUGUACCCGAUGACGUAGCAACAAUUAGUAAGAAUCUCAAGUGGUUAUUCAAAUGCUCUCUUACGGGGGGUAGUAAUUUAUAAGUGUAAUUGUGUGAAUCAGAGUCUACACUAGUGUAUGUGUACAUAUGUUUUGAUUCUGAUUUUAAAGUAUACUAUAUUUAAUCUGUAUGAACUUCUUUUUCCAGUCAACUUUCUUAGAUUGAGACUUU
This is a messenger RNA of Prunus dulcis (almond), 1732 nucleotides long. RefSeq names its product armadillo repeat-containing protein LFR. Bases 39 to 1439 code for a protein of 466 amino acids. Gene Ontology annotation, cellular component: brahma complex; SWI/SNF complex; nucleoplasm. The transcript is spliced from 8 exons. Gene Ontology annotation, molecular function: nucleosome binding. Gene Ontology annotation, biological process: regulation of transcription by RNA polymerase II; positive regulation of DNA-templated transcription; chromatin remodeling. Lineage: Eukaryota; Viridiplantae; Streptophyta; Magnoliopsida; Rosales; Rosaceae. The record is from RefSeq and is a predicted model, not a curated record.